This is a messenger RNA of Neofelis nebulosa (Clouded leopard), 2701 nucleotides long. RefSeq names its product IQ motif and ubiquitin domain containing (gene IQUB). The record is from RefSeq and is a predicted model, not a curated record. The coding region runs from base 119 to 2521 and encodes 800 amino acids. The transcript is spliced from 13 exons. Gene Ontology annotation, biological process: cilium assembly. Gene Ontology annotation, molecular function: protein binding. Gene Ontology annotation, cellular component: acrosomal vesicle; motile cilium. NCBI's taxonomy places the organism in Eukaryota, Metazoa, Chordata, Mammalia, Carnivora, Felidae.
GGGCCGUUGCUAGGAUAUGGCCGGCAACACAGAAUGUGGCGGGUGCGGACGCUGCUUCCUCUGAGAGAUUUUUGAGAAACCUGUGCGACCCAAGUAGCUGCUUUUCUGAGUCAGGAAAAUGUCUGAUCAGAAAGAAGAAUUUGUUGCUCAGAAUACUGUUAAUGCAUCAGAAGAAAAUGAUGAUGCUUUUGAGACUAUCAAUAUUCCGGUUCCCUCAGAAGAGCUUCCAGAGUCCGAUCAAACUGAAGAUAAUGAAUCUGAAGUAGAACUGUCUGGUGAGGGCCAUGGCACACAUGCUGAGGAGGAAAGUAGCCAGAGGUUACCAAGCCUGGAACCAAACGACGAAGAACAACCUGUGGGAGAGGUUAUGUUGCCCAAACACACUUCAUAUUCUCCAAGACAUUCUCCAAAGCACUAUCGAACUGAAUAUGAUAAUGCAAUGCUGCCAGCAAGAGGGUAUUCUGGAUCUCUGACACUUCUGAAUAAAAUACAGGCCAUAAAGGAAUCUCUGAAAACAUCAAUGAAAGAUUCCUUAGCAACAGUAAAAGUUGUACUUUUUCCUGUGGGCCAGGAAAUUAUAAUGCCUUUUAAAAUAGACUCCAUUGUAAAGUAUCUCAAGGAUCAUUUUUCAUACGUAUUAAGUAUCCCAUCUAACGUACUGCAGAUGAGAUAUUCAGGAAUAAUCCUUAAAAAUAAUGAGACCCUACUACAACAUGGAGUUAAGCCACAGGAUAUUGUACAAGUGGAAAUCUUUUCUACAGAUCCAGAUCUAUUUCCAAUCAAAAGAGUAGAUGGAUUAAGUGAUGCCUCUCACAUCAUAACUGUCAGAGUACAAACUGGCAUUGCUCAGUACCAGGACGUAGCUGUUGAGAUUAUAAAAUCUGACUUUCACAAACCAUUUCUUGGUGGAUUCAGACAUAGAAUAACAGGAAUAGAAUAUCACAAUGCUGGAACACAAACUGUACCUAAAAAGAUUACCAAAAAAGACUAUGCAUUUUGUAGGGAUACCCAGACAGUUUUUCAGAGAAAAAAGCUCCAGCAAACUACAAAUACAACAUCCACACAGAUGACUAAAAUUGGGGUGUAUGUAUCAAAUAUGACUGAUAAACUGGUAACACCAGGAAAAUAUUUUUCAGCAGCAGAAUACCAUGCUCAAAGAUUACAGGCGGUAAUAGUGUUACAGACUUACUAUAGACGAUGGCAUGCUAAAGUCAUGGUAGAGAAUUUAAGAAGACAGAAAAUGUUAAGGUUGAAGUGGGAAGCAGAGGAAGAACAAAGGAAGAUAAGAGAAAAAGAAGAAUGGAUGAAACUGGACUAUCACCGGAGGCAUAAUCCUCAGACAAAAGAAGAUUUUGAGCUUCUUUAUAAUGCACUGGAACUCUGGCGGCAAGAAGAACUUGCACGCAUUAACCAAUCUUUCACUGGGGCUGAAAGGAAAGCUGCUUUGUGUGAACUUCUGGAAAAAGAGACCCAGAUAAUUGCUUCCAUUGGGAGGCAUAGAUACAUUUCAUAUACGGCAAACCAGGAAGCACUGAUACAAGCUUUUUUGGAUAAGUGUUCAGCUCCAAAGGUAUGGAGAACAUUUAGCGGCAAAAUAAUUGAGAUGGAUACACAGUUCACCAUCAGAGCCAGAGAGCUGCAGAACAUCUAUAAAUGCAUAAUGCUGAAAAAUAUCUCUCAAGAUGAAAGACUGGAUGCACUCCUAACACUUAAACAUACUGUGAAGGAACAUGAAUGUAAACUGACUCAGGAAAUUCUAGAAUUGAUUGACAGAGAGGUUGACCUUAUGAUGAGAGGCGUCAAACAUCAUAAUCUUGAAGGGCUCAGAAAAAGAAUCGCAACACUCUUUUUUCAUUACAUCAAAACACCUCUAUUUAAUCCAGAAGUUGCAAGACACCUUAAGGUCCCUCAAGACCCAUUGAAGUUUUAUAAGAAGAUUUACUUUUGCCACAGUUGCCAGCUCUAUAUGCCUUCCACAGAGUUUGCUGUAUCAUCCACCUCACACCGCGCAUACCGGUGUCGUAACUGCAUUAACCUUGACAAUGAGACUCGGCAACGAGAAUCAUUUCUGAAGUACAAAUGUUUACUUCAACGGCUCUACUAUUCAGAAGCUAAUUAUGAAGAUGAUUCUAAAAUUGCUUUCCUGAUGCAGCUAGAAGAUAUUCAGUACCUGAUAGAGAACAUCUGGGCAUCACAGUCAGCACUCAGUGCCUGGAAUGAUCUCCAUGAUCUGGUCAUGGUCAGGUGGGAUAAGUCCUUGGAAUGGUCCCCGUGGAACUGCAUUCUUCUUACCAAAGAUGAAAGCAUUGCUCAUCUCAAGCUAACAAGUAUUGAAGAGGGAUAUGAACCCUCGUUUAUUCACAAGAUCAAACACAAACAUAUCCUGGCUAAGAACUAUUUUUCUCAAAUUCCAGUGCUGGCUUCAUUUAUACUUGAUGAUGGUGAGAUAGAUGAGAUCAGAAAGAAAUAUCACUCAGAAACAACACCUAAGAUUAUAGUGUCCCAGAGACCUAGUCCCUAGAAGAUCCAGGAGUGUUUGAUGAUCAGCACUUUUUUCCACUGCUAAUAGAGUAAUAAGAGACCACACAAUAUGGAAAUAGAAUUUUAUCUUUUUAUUGAUUUUAAUUGUUUUUUGUUUCUCAUAUUAUCAUAAGUUGUAUAAAGAUAAAACAUCCCUAUAUAAAUGCUUUAUUGUUACACA